AUGAGCUACGCGCGUCGAGAUUCGGCUGGGACUCUUGCGACAGGAGGCAUGAUGCAUCACCAGAGCAAGCUGGACGUCUUUAUUAUCAAAGCACACCGAUUAUUCUCUAAUGGCGCGGUGAUUAACGGCGAAGAUGCCAGUGUGCUUAACACAGCCUCCAGCUCACCUAAAUCUGGAGGUCCUGUCAAUGGUGCACCCCCCCAUGCGGAUAUGACGUUGUUUCAAAAGCUCUCGCAACUGUACAAUGCUACGAUUUCCACAAGCUUGUUGGACGAUAACUCCACUUCUCCCAAGUCGGCGAUAGAACUGUACCAACGUUUCCAGCAGAUUUUGAAGGAACUGGAGCUGAGCUACGAGGUGAGCCCGUAUGGUAAGUAUUUCCGCAAACUUGACAAUGGAAUGUGGCAGAUAAAGGACGAGUCUGAGUUGUUGAACGACCAAUUGUGGCAGUUGGUCUCGGUUUCUAUCAGCGCUGUAUAUGACCCCAAGACAGGUCAAAUGCUCAAUCAAUCCAGGCGACGAGUCAACAGCAUGGCCACGUCCACCAAAAAUUCCCCCAACGAGGUGAUCGACAACACGCUGCCGCAACAGCUACAGAAAAGACUUCAAAAGCUGCAACAGGAUAGCCGGCAGAACUACUACUCUACAUCCCCAUCUAGCCCCUCUAUGGUACCGAAUGGCAAUGGCGUUCGUUCCAUUCCAAGCAACGCUUCAAGUGGGAGAGAGGCUUCCAAUGCUCCUACUACUGCCACUAAUAACUUGAAUGGCCAUCCUAACAUGCAUAGUAUGAACCUCCAUAAUAAUGCCCAAAAUAUAAAUGGUGAUAUCAGCAGCGGCAACAAUGCUAACAACAACGAUAUUCCAAUCCACAGUGGCAUGAAUCUGAACAUGAACCUGGCUGCGAGUUUAAAUAGCCAAAACAAGCGCAAGUACAUUGGAAUGGGUAUACCGGACGAUGAAGCGGUCGAAGAGCUUCUACAGCUUGCAACGAAGAAAGCCAAGUCAGAUUUACCUACUAUAGACGAGGAUAUUGCCCAAUUGCAACAGCCCAAGUACAACCCUGGUACCUCAAAUGUAGAACUUUACGAGCGGCUCCUACGAGAGAAAGACUUUAGAAUAAAGCAACUCGAGGCUGAUGUGGAGACUCAGCGACAGGAAACUCACUGGCUUCGGAAAAUGUUGCUAGAAGAUUUGGCAUGCGUGAGAAGUAUGCUCCACAAAAUGAACCGUGGCAGGCGCUAG
This is a messenger RNA of Lachancea dasiensis, 1242 nucleotides long. The record is from the annotation of a GenBank genome assembly. Lineage: Eukaryota; Fungi; Ascomycota; Saccharomycetes; Saccharomycetales; Saccharomycetaceae.